This is a messenger RNA of Aspergillus homomorphus CBS 101889, 1380 nucleotides long. RefSeq names its product protein transporter YIF1. The coding region runs from base 156 to 1220 and encodes 354 amino acids. NCBI's taxonomy places the organism in Eukaryota, Fungi, Ascomycota, Eurotiomycetes, Eurotiales, Aspergillaceae. Gene Ontology annotation, cellular component: COPII-coated ER to Golgi transport vesicle; endoplasmic reticulum membrane; endoplasmic reticulum-Golgi intermediate compartment. Gene Ontology annotation, biological process: endoplasmic reticulum to Golgi vesicle-mediated transport. The transcript is spliced from 3 exons. The record is from RefSeq and is a predicted model, not a curated record.
CACCUUCAUCUCAUCUCAUCUCCCACUAAGCUCCAGCAUUGUGCCAAAUCCACUAGCUCUCUGCCGCUACGGCGCCCCACGAAACCCCAGUAUCAUCUUCAUCGAUAAAGCUCAGUCUUGAAGCCAGCCCAUAGUUCUCGACAGCUUCCAGAAAUAUGUAUCGCCAGUCGUUCGCUCCACCUCCAGCGCAGUCGCCUCCGCUUCAUCACCCGGUGCCUCAGCAUGUGUCGACAGUUCCUAUGAUGCGCUCGCCGCCGCCUCCGACAUCUCAGCAAUCUCAGUCUGCGGGCUAUGGCAACCCAUACCAGCCCGCACCUGCGCAAGGCGGCAGUGGGACCUAUGGUCCGGGGUUCGGCCAGUUCAUCAAUGAUCCAACGGCGCAGAUGAGUUUUCAGGUCGGCAAGACGGCGAUGAUGGCUGGUCAGGAGUAUAUGGAGCAGAACUUAAAUCGUUACGUCUCCAUUCCUGCCCUCAAGCAUUACUUCAACGUCUCCAACUCCUACGUCUUGAACAAAUUGACUCUAGUUCUCUUCCCAUGGCGACACAAGCCCUGGUCCCGUCAGCAGGCACGCCUCACAACGGCUGCAGCUGGCCCCAAUGGCCAGAUUUCCCAGCAGCAGUACUCCUCCAUGUUCCUCCCUCCGCGUGAUGAUCUGAACUCGCCCGACAUGUAUAUCCCUGUCAUGGCGCUUGUUACCUACAUUCUGCUCUCGGCCAUGUUGGCAGGAUUCCGCGGGAACUUCCAUCCGGAACUCCUAGGAUCGAUCACGACAACAGCUAUUGCGGUGAUUUUGUUUGAGAUCAUGUGCUUGAAGCUGGCUAUGUACAUUCUCAGCAUCAACAACGAGUCCCAGCUCCUGGACCUUGUUGCCUACUCCGGAUACAAGUUUGUCGGAAUCAUUCUCACCCUCUUGACAUCUGAGAUCCUCACCCCGGGUAGAGGCACCGGUGGUUGGGUUGGCUGGGCCGUCUUUGUCUACACGUUCCUGGCGAAUGCUUUCUUCCUGCUUCGCUCCCUGAAAUACGUUCUCCUCCCCGAUUCAACCAGUGAUGCCUCUAUGCGUUCUGGGUCCAUGCACACUGUUGCCCGCUCCCAGCGCAACCGUCGUACCCAGUUCCUGUUCGUUUAUGCGUAUAUCAUUCAGUUCAUCUUCAUGUGGGUGUUGAGUCGUGAGGGCCCGACCGCGACUGCUGCGGGGGUGGGCGCUGGCUCCUCGUGAUAGGCUCGUCGGUCGACACCAAAUAAUGACAUAGAUGGACCUCACGAAAAGAAAUCCAGGAUGUCAUGCUGACGCCUUAAGCAUCUUCCCAUGUAAAACUUUUUAUCGCAUGUUAUGUUAGCAUAUAGUUAGAUUCUUAGCAGCGUUGAAGCUUUCCUCG